AUGGACCUCUUUUGCUUACAAGAUGGGCUUAAAGAGCGUGAGCUCUGUGUGUUUUUCCGUAACAAUCACUUUAGCACCAUGUUUAAGUAUGAUGGUGAGCUGUAUCUUUUAGCUACAGACCAAGGUUACAUUAAUCAGCCUGAUUUGGUGUGGGAGAAACUAAAUGAGGUGAAUGGAGAUACAUUGUUUAUGACAGGCAACUUCAAGGAAUUCAAGGUGGAAAGUCAAUCAAAUGACCCAUGGAAUGAGCACAAUGCCAUGACCAGCACUGCUGACUAUCUUGCCACCAUUGAUAGUGCUGCACAAGCGGGUUUGGAUAUAAAUGCUGAUCUGCAACUGGCAAUAGCUCUGCAGCAACAGGAGUUUGAGCAGCAGCCGCCGCAACGCCAUAAUGUGCAGCAAGCAUCUAGUACUGGUGGUUCAAGACUAAUCACAGGCCCCCAGGUAGAUCGUUUGUAA
Dovyalis caffra is the source of this 459-nucleotide messenger RNA. The record is from the annotation of a GenBank genome assembly. NCBI's taxonomy places the organism in Eukaryota, Viridiplantae, Streptophyta, Magnoliopsida, Malpighiales, Salicaceae.